GUCCGCUAACUACGUUCAUGAUUUAAAAAAUAGAAACAUUUUAGAUUCGUACUCUUAGUUCUGGCGGAACGCUGGCAUUAAUGUUGUGAUAUGGUGUAUGUCUGGGACGAGUGUGGGACAGCUGGUAAGAUUGAAUACAUGUCUCCCGGCGGCUUGUUUAUGUUUGGCCAGUCUUCCCGUCUUCCCUUCCACUUCAGCAUUUAUCGGUGCUUUUUGUUGCUUUUUAGUCUCUUUUUUCUUUUUGACAUUGUUGAGCUGUUGACGUUUGCGCCGUGAUAGAUUUUGAAGAUUUGUGAGCUCAACGCGUUAUGAAGGCACUACGAUUUUAUUGGCAUUCAAGGCUUACAUAAUCAACAAAUAUUAUGAUUUCUUACAGCAUACAACAUUCCAUUGACAUUCUGAAAGGGGUAUUCAACUCAACUCUUGAUUCAGUUGAAGUCCCGUCAUCAACGUCUCGCCCUACUGUGCACCCUUUACCAGAGCAUGACUCACAGCAGCAAUCUGGCAGUUUACAAUUUAUUUUAGUGCCUCUUGCAGCCAUAGCUGUUCUUUUUUUAGUGUCUGGUUUGGUGAUACUUUAUUUAAGAAAGAGGCGGAACAAUAAUCUUAGACAUCAUUUAAUACCUCUAUAUAAUUUUGAUUCUGAUGAUGAGGAGUGGGAAACAGAAUUACUGGAUGAUGAAUCAGAAGAAAUCAGUUUAAGAAGAGGGUACAAAUCCAUGGAAUUUCCUCUGAGUAAUAGAAGUUAGUCAUGAGAUCGAUUUGUCCUCAAGAUUUAAAUUUCUGAUGUUUAGUAAAUGAUAAAGGAUAUUUUUUUUAAGUUGUGACAGGUGGUGAAGACUCAUGUUGAUACAUAUAAUGUAACUGAAAUUUGACAGUGUGCACCCGUCUGAAUGUGCUUGCAGAAGAUAAUAAAUGCAGGGUCAUUAAAAA
Molecule: messenger RNA, 933 nt
Organism: Frankliniella occidentalis (western flower thrips)
Lineage: Eukaryota; Metazoa; Arthropoda; Insecta; Thysanoptera; Thripidae
Product: small integral membrane protein 29-like
Exons: 4
Coding region: 363-749 (128 amino acids)
Source: RefSeq, a predicted model, not a curated record